AAUCCCAAUCCCCAAUCUUUACCAAAUCCAAGAAUAAAUUCCCCAAUCUCGAUUACGAGUUCGAUAGCAAUUUGUGUAACCCGAUUAAGAAUAUAAUAAAGAUCAGAGCUUUUUGUGCGAAUGAUUCCUGUUUUUUUCAACUGACCAGGAGCGUGGCUUUAAUGGCGGCCGGGUCGGGCCGGACCAUAUCGAGUCGGGUCGGGUCGACGCGGAGGGUGAAUGAAAAUUGCAGUUAAUGGACUCAACCGACAGACUAUAUAAUAGUUAUAGACUCUCUCUUCAGGUCCAUAUUUGCUCGCGGCGAAGAAUCUCAAAUUCGUUCUCUUUCCGGCUUUCUCGAGAAUUCUUUGACAGGAAUUUCAAAUUCAAGGAGAAGAAAUUGAUAAGAAAUAGCUCCAUAAUCUCUGGUUUCUCCGAUGCUGUAGCCGCCGGAAAAUCCGAGCAGCAAAUGCAAGAAUCCAAGGCAUCCUCUGCCAACCGCAGCUUCUACCGCCGAAAGCCGAUGCCUCAGAUUGAGCCAUUCUUCACUCUGGAGUCGACGCCGGCCGCCACUGACUAUGCCGCCGCCUACAAUUCCCCAUCCGCCGCCAGCGUCUCCUCCAGCCGGAGCCCCUUCUCCCCCGAUCUCCAUCAAUCGAACAUCAGCAACUACGGCUCGCCCUUGAGCGAGUCGUCCAUAGUCGACGACGACAGCAAGCUGAUGCACGCAUUUUGGGUUCUCCGGAACGAAUUGUACCCGCCGGAGUUCAAUUUCGAUAAUUCCACCUCAUUCUCCGGCCAGCCGUCGUCGUUCAGCCGGUACAACCGAACCCUCGAAAUGGCACCCCGAAUGGACCUCAAACAGCUGCUCACAACGUGCGCCGAGACCGUCGCCGAAGCCGACUCCGAUCGAGCAGUCGCCGGAUCUGCUGCCGAAGCCCUCUUCGACAUUUUGGAGAAAAAGGUUUCUGUCUCCGGCGAUCCGUUGCAGAGAUUAGGCGCUUACAUGCUCGAAGGUCUCCGAGCACGGCUCUUGUCCUCCGGCAGCGCAAUCUACCGGAAACUUCGAUGCAACGAACCGACCGGCCCCGAGCUCAUGUCGUAUAUGCAUACGAUAUACGAGCUUUGCCCGUAUUACAAAUUCGCGUACGCUUCAUCGAACGCGAUCAUCGGCGAAGCGAUGGAGGGUGUCGACAGGAUCCAUAUUAUCGACUUCCAAAUCGCGCAGGGAAGCCAAUGGGUGUCGUUCAUUGAGUCCGUCGCCGGCCGACCCGGUGGCGCGCCGACUGUCCGGAUAACGGGCGUCGACGACUCCGACUCGAUUCAUGCGCGCGGCGGAGGGUUAAAUCUCGUCGGGCGACGUUUAUCGGAAGCGGCGAAGUCGUGCGGCGUCCCGUUCGAGUUCCACGGCGCGGCGAUUUCUGGAUCGGAGGUUCGACCGGAGAAUCUCGACAUCCGACGCGGCGAGGCCUUGGCGGUGAAUUUUCCGUAUGUUCUCCACCACAUUCCCGACGAGAGCGUGAGCACGGCGAACCACCGCGACCGCCUCCUCCGGCUGGUGAAGAGCCUCUCGCCAGAGGUGGUGACGCUCGUCGAGCAGGAGUCGAACACCAACACGGCGACGUUCUUCCAGCGAUUCUCCGAGACGCUCGACUACUACACGGCGAUGUUCGAGUCGAUCGACGCGGCGCGGCCGAGGGACGACCGGAUGAGGAUCAAUGCCGAGGAGCAUUGCGUGGCGAAGGACGUCGUGAAUAUAAUCGCGUGCGAAGGGGUCGACCGGGUCGAGCGGCACGAACUGUUCGGGAAGUGGCGGUCGAGGCUGUCGAUGGCGGGGUUUCAGCAGAUUCCGGUGAGUCCGUCGGCCGGAAAAGCCGCCGCCGGCGUGUUGAAAGAGUACAGCAAAGAUUAUGGGCUGGCUGAGGGCAAUGGUGCACUUUUUCUUGGAUGGAAAAACAGGGCUUUGUCCUCUGUUUCGGCUUGGAGAUGACGAUGAUGAUCGAACCUAGGAAUCGUCGAAGGUGGUAUAUCUAUGUGUAUGUAUAUGUAUUUUACGUGUAUGAAUACGGUUUCAAGUGUAGAUUUACUGAAUAAUAAUUACCCUGUGUAAGGAUGAAGGCUGAUUAGUACUAAACUGUAUGGUUAAAAUAGAAUUUUUUUUUUAAAAAACACUCUCUUAAAAUAUUGAUUUGAAAUGAUAAUUUAAGUUUUAUUUACAAUAUAAUUAUAUUGAAUUA
This is a messenger RNA of Andrographis paniculata, 2216 nucleotides long. RefSeq names its product scarecrow-like protein 21. Gene Ontology annotation, biological process: regulation of DNA-templated transcription. Lineage: Eukaryota; Viridiplantae; Streptophyta; Magnoliopsida; Lamiales; Acanthaceae. The coding region runs from base 236 to 1969 and encodes 577 amino acids. Gene Ontology annotation, molecular function: sequence-specific DNA binding; DNA-binding transcription factor activity. The record is from RefSeq and is a predicted model, not a curated record. The transcript is spliced from 2 exons. Gene Ontology annotation, cellular component: nucleus.